AUGGUCCAUCAUACAUCACUUGUCGCCGUUGUUUUGGCAUUCUUUAUUCGAAACGCUUGGACAGCUCCAGCUGUAGCAUCCGUAUCUGAAAGCGCUGCAUCAAGCAGCAGCAACAUGGCACCUAUUCUUCAUCUUUCUCCAAACCAACUCAGCCAAUUCAAGCAUGCUGGUAUCGAUGACAUUUUCGACCCUGAUUUAAUUGCUCAAGUUGAGAACCAAGCCGAGAAGGUAGAAAUGACACCUGAGGAAAUUGCUGAACAGGAAGAGGCUACAGAACUACUGGUGGAUCAAAUGGACCAGCAAGCAGCAGCCGAAGAUGAUGAAGAAGAAGAACAAGAGGAAGAGCAGCCACAAGAGGAACAAGAGGAAGAGGAAACAGCCUCUGAAUUAGACAUGGAAGAGGAAGAGGAUGUUGCCGCUUAG
Molecule: messenger RNA, 423 nt
Organism: Lichtheimia ornata
Lineage: Eukaryota; Fungi; Mucoromycota; Mucoromycetes; Mucorales; Lichtheimiaceae
Exons: 2
Coding region: 1-423 (140 amino acids)
Source: RefSeq, a predicted model, not a curated record